Messenger RNA from Spirodela intermedia, 4315 nucleotides. The record is from the annotation of a GenBank genome assembly. NCBI's taxonomy places the organism in Eukaryota, Viridiplantae, Streptophyta, Magnoliopsida, Alismatales, Araceae.
AUGAUGGACCUCGAUCCUCGUCUGUACGAGCACAUCGUAAGCCCCGUUGUUUCUCUUUUCUCCAUUCGGGGUCUUGAAAGCUGGAUCAUCCGUUCAUCCCUCUUUAACUCCCUUUAGGGUUUUUUCCUCCGCAUUUCGAGUUGGAAGUGGGUUUUUCGUCUAAGUUGAGGAGAGGGUUCUGCUUGCGGAAAGUGGAGAUUGAGGGAAGGAGGCAUCAUUUCUCUCAGAUGGUGAGACGUCCGUUUUGUUGUCUGUAAUCUCCAUGGCCUCUUCGUCGAUGAUGAAACUAGCUUCCCGUCGGUAGUGCUUCAGAGGUAUGGAUUUGCGCCUCCAUAGAGAAGGACAGCGAUGGAUGAUCGAGUUACAGGAUACGAUAAACUCUCUUAGUUGGAUGGAUCUAGUAAUUUCCCAUCAGCCACAGCAGAUAAUUACUUCUUAUUAUCUUUAUAAAAACGCUUUGAAUUUGCUGCAAAGUGCAUUUAUCAUCCUUGGGAACUACAUUUUUAAAAAAUUUCCAAAAGGAUUUGUGGAUCCUGGUUGAGAGAAGGAUUUAUCAUCCCUCUUGAAAUUGGAGAAGCAUGGAAAAUUUUAGAAUAGGCCAUAAAUUGGCUGAUGUUGGAGGAAUGAGAGGAAUCAAUGAAGAAUCCACUUACUAUCAGACGACAGAAGAAAAAAAUAGGAGAAGGAGAAUGUGAAGAAGAAUACGGAAGAAAGGCCAUUAAAUGCACCCAACUUUUGCAUCUGGCCACUGCGCUUAACUCCUUCUCCAACCCAAUCCUUGCCCAGCUUCAAAGAUGUGGUGGAGAGUCUUUCAUCAAGUUACGUUUUGUCCAAAGUCUUAACUUGAAACUGUACUUUCGGUAACCCCUGUUCACAAAUAUUUACUGAUUUUUGGCCUAAAGUAGUUGUCAAACCUUCAACUGUUAUGCAUUUCAUUGAUUCUUAUUGACUUAUGACCUGAUUUAAAAUUUGUUGGUGCACUCAACGAUUUCAGUCUGGAUUUUUUGGCAGGCAAUUAGCGAGAGUGAUGUCACCAAAAUUGUCCUAUCUUAUCUUGUACAUAGCUGCUUCAAAGAGACAGCAGAGACGUUUAUCACUUGUAGCGGAAUGAAACCACCUGCUGAUUAUCUUGUGGAUAUGGAUCAACGAAAGUGUAAGCGCCUGUUAUAUGUACCUUAAAUGUAAAAGUCACCACUCUGUGAACAUUGGGGUAGUAUGAACUGCUUAUGCACAAUGAUGAUAUGAUUGGGAAGAAUUUUUUAGCGUACUGUUAUGUGCUGAGUGGAGAAGCCAGAAAGAGGUGUAAGCUUUUCUUUUGAAAUUAUGAGAAGAAUAAUUUGCAGAAUGUCUGUUUCUUUUGCCGAUGUACCAUUGGGGAUGCUACUAUUUUCGUUCAAUGGCCUCCCCUCUUAUGAAAUAUCACUGAGCAGAUUUCAGUAAGAAUUGGAUGGGGGUGAUCAUUGGAUGUUAUUGUUAAGCCGUGAGGAUGGAUUUAUUAUUUUCGUUAGAUAAGUUACUUGUUUCUCUCAAGACACCCAGAUUGAAUAGUCCAUUAUUCCUCGUUUGAGUAUAUUUCCCUGCGUAUUAUCUAAUCGUUAUAGAAUGAAAAUAUGACUGAAGUUGAAAUUCUGGAACAUCACAUUCAGUCAUGCGCCUUAGGUCAUAUUCCUGAGGUGUAAACCCUUUCAUUAGGUGACACAGUAUGCCUGAGGUAAUUUCAGCAGGCCAGAGGCAUGCUCCUGCUUUAUCUCCCUUAAUAUCUUGGUUCUACUGUAAAAAGUUUACCAAAAAUAUUAAUAUAAUUAGAAAGAGGAUCAGAAAACAGUGGCUUUUGGCAGCUGCUGCUGUUGCUCUCCUGAUAUCCUCUGAUUAUGAUAAGAUGUCCAUAACUGCCAUUGACAUCGUUCCGGGAUGUCUCUAUCAUUUCAGAGCUUAUAAUUUUCCUUGCAACGUCGUUUUGCCUAUUUUUCAUGCCUUUCGCUUGAAUUUCUCAAUGAUUUCCGGUGACUCCAUGUUUUCUUUUUCUCUACCCUCCCAUUACUCCCCAUUGCCUUCUUCCUUGGAUCCCACUCUCUUUAUAAUUCCACUCGGCAACUUCUGCUCCUCUCUUCCCCCCCCCCCCCAACUAAGCUCAUUUUAUCUGGUUCUAUUCUGCCCCAAAGUCUUGGUUCUUGUUUUUGUCAUCCUUCUAAAUUUUACAGGAAGUUCUUUUUGUAAAUACUUCUCAUUUUGGACCGGUCAACUUCAAAUUCAAACAUCAUGUUGGUUGAGACUGCAAAACUAUUUUCUAGAGGAUAUUCUCGAGGGUUUUCUUGAUGAUAUCAUCGUAUGUCCCUAUAUUUUUAUGGUCAUCUGCGGUAAUAUCCUUGAAAAUGCCAAAGAAAUUGAACUUUUGACGAACUGAUCCACUUCAAUUUUCUGGCAUAGUCUUAUGUUUUGUUAAAAAUUUCCUCUGAGUUUGGGAUUCCUUGCUCCCUUGAACUGUUCUACAAGAGAAUGAUUUCUGUUUCCUAUCCUUAGACACUAAAAACAGGAAAAAAAUUCUACUUUCCUCCAUAGACCCAACAAAAGUUUACCACUUCAACCUGGAGAAUGCUCAAGCACUCCACUUGCUCUAGGAAGCUUUUUCGCUCUUGGGAGGGCUACGAUGUUGACGACGAGUCUUCCACAAUCAAAUCACUCGUGCCAAUUUAGAAGGCUUUUUAAAUGGACCAACACUUCCAGUGGCAUUUUAUCCCACCAUAAAACGUAUGAUCCCUUGCUAGAUAGCAUCUUGAAUUUCUAAUGGUUUCUACACAAUCUGAAACAGUGCAAUAAGGUUGCCAGUGGAAUGAUGGUAUAUUUCCAGGCUCCUUUCUGGAACGUUACCUAAUAUAGCUAAGGCAGAUUUCUGUGCCAUUCUCCAGAUAUGAAAUUUAGUGAUUUAAUCAGUUCUGUCUGUCUGCAUAAUGUAAAUAAAGGAUCUGUUCAUUUGCAUGUAGAUUGAAGAGUUUCUGUUUUUCGUUAUUUUUCUUCUGCUAAUCCAUUUCUCUUCAGCCAUUUUCCAUUUCGCAUUGGAAGGGAACGCCCUGAAGGCCAUUGAACUGACCGAACAGUUGGCACCUAAUUUGCUGGAGCAAAACAAGGACUUGCAUUUCGACCUUUUGAGCCUUCAUUUUGUCGAGUUGGUCCGUGCUCGGAAAUGGUGAGCAAACUUUAAAACUGUUCUUCCCAGGGAUUAUCAGCCUGCUGCUCAUGAUGAAUGUCGGGUACUUUUACCAGCACAGAAGCUCUGGAGUUUGCUCAGAGCAUGUUGACUCCAUUCGGAAAGGUGCAGAAAUAUGUAGAGAAACUUGAGGUAUUCUUCCUACCAAAGAUACACCUACCUGAAGCAUUACGACUUUGUCAAAACUUUUCAAAGUAGUCUAGAACAAAGCAGCGAGCAGAUAUGCAUCGGGUCUGCAUAACACCAUAGUUCGGAAAAGUCGCCAGUGUUCAAUGCCCACACUAAGUUCUACUUUGAAACCCAUGGAGGUAACUGUGAGCUAUGUAUCUUCUGCAGGACUUCAUGGCUCUCCUGGCCUACGAAGAACCAGAGAAGUCCCCAAUGUUUCAUCUGCUUAGCCCUGAACACCAGCAGAAUGUGGCGGACAAUCUGAAUCAGGCCAUUCUCGGUAUGUCCUCCUGCAUUCGAUCCUCACCUUCCUUUGUUUAAUUCGUUGAGCCUUUUCCUUUCCCUUCUUGGAAAGUUUCUCUCUCUCUCUCUCUCUCUUUCUCUGUUCGUGACACGAUUUCUACUGCAAUCAAGCCCAUGCGAACCUCCCCAGCCAUUCCCUGAUGGAGAGGCUGGUGCGACAAGCAACUGUGGUCAGACAAUACCUGCACCAGGAGCCUGGCAAGGUAACAUAGCGGCCUCUGUUCCUUCCACUAGUAGCUACUUAUUCGCCCAUUCUCUCUCUUCACCACCUAUCAAACUCAUGCCACCGUCAGUUGAAUCGACGAAACAUUAACCUUGUCCCAUGAAACAAUCAUCACCCAUCGCCCCCUGGAACACUUCUUUCAUAUUCGGCAGCACAGGAGAGAGGAAACUGAUCAAAGUGCGUCGUUAUUACUUGAGAUGUAUGGAAACAAAAGAAAAUUAAUCGUCUUUUUCUCUGAAGCACCAUUGUUGAACCAUUUGUGAAUCACUCCCUGAACUCGCCAAACUUUUGAACCCCAGGAGUUGAAUAUGUCGCUCCCGGGAUGUGGGAGUUAGGGUUCCGUCACUCAUGCGCGGCUUGUGGUUUAGCAGGACAGCCAUCCAGUGUUUUCUUUGAAGUCUUUUCUGAAAAGCUAG